Rattus norvegicus (Norway rat) is the source of this 5310-nucleotide messenger RNA. Lineage: Eukaryota; Metazoa; Chordata; Mammalia; Rodentia; Muridae. The record is from RefSeq and is a predicted model, not a curated record.
GUUGUGUGUUACGGACGUCAAAUUCGUAGGACCAACUUCCGGUCUUCUGCAUCCGGCUUCCGGUGUGCUGCUGUUGAGCUUCCGGCAGGCGGACUGCCGGGCUCCCGGCCUUCUUUACCGUUUACUUCGGUUCAUUCCAACCGUUUUUUAAAGGGCUGGCUGGGUGUUUUUCCUGAAAUGAGUUUGGUGAUUAAAAAUCUUCAGCGGGUGGUCCCCAUCAGAAGAAUGCCACUUCGCAGGAAGAUGGAUUUAGUCAGGAGUAUUUUAGGAGUGAAGAAAUUUGACCUGGGGAUCAUCUGUGUUGACAACAAGAAUAUUCAGAACAUUAAUAGGAUCUACAGGAAUAAAAAUGUUCCAACUGAUGUGCUUUCUUUCCCAUUUCAUGAGGUGACAGCCACGCAUGGACUCUGUCACCUGCUGGGCUUCACCCACAGCUCCGAGGCUGAGUGGCAAAAGAUGUACAACCAGGAGAAGCUGGUGCUGGAGGAACUGAGCCGCCACACCGGAGCUAGGCUCCAGCCUCUGAGCAGGGGACUCUACUGAUGCCGCAAAGCUCUGAGACAGAGGACACGAUGGACAGAGUCCUGUCCCUCCACGGUGGAUCUUUGUGGGUCAUGCUGACCUGGAGGGCAUCAGCCCAUACUACAGCUUCGUUCUGUGAGUGGGCAUUGGCUUCAGAAAGUACCAAGGAAGUGCCUGCCGGCCCUCACUCUGAUUAGAAGGCUGGGUGGACUGUUGUGAGCAGAAUAGGACGUUCCAAGACAAGAAACAUAGACGCUGUUUGGGUUUCUAGUGUAGAGUCUGGAUGGACUGCCCUGCCCUGUCUUCCUGAAGUAGAAGGAACAUGCCAGAACACUGAAAUCUAUUCUCAGGCGCCUGCAGACAAGCAGGCUCAAAAGGACAAGGUUCCCACCCCUACCCUCAGGAACUCUGUGACCUGCUUUCUCCAUUCCCAAGAGCCACCUUGUGCCCCCGCCUUUUUUAAGCUGUUGGCUGUAGACACCAUAAGACAGCCCACUGACCUACAGAUCUUGUCUCCUGGGGCCAGAGAUUCAGGUGUGUUCCCCACCUGUGUUGCUGUUUUAAAUUGUUUCAGAUUAUGUUUAUUUGGUGUGUGUGUGUGUACACGUGUGGGUGCACAUUUCUCACUGCAUGCGUGGGGAAGUCAGACAGCUGGCGGGAGAUGGCUCUCUGCUAUGAUGAGCGUCCCAGAGAUGGAACUCAGGAUAUCAGCCUUACCAUCCACUGACAUCCUGUGGGCCACUGUGGUCCCGCCACUGGGGCUCCCCCUACUGGCCGUUAGAGGCAUGAUCAUUCUGCUCAAGUCCCAGAACAUGGAAUUCCGGUUGACCUGAAGUCCUUUACUGUCCAUGCUGAACACCUACUCAAAUCUGGAUCAUUCAUCUUCCCAGCGAGUAGCCAGUGAUCUUGGACCUAGAUAGGGUUUCCUGACCCCUCUGCUGGGUGUACCCCCCAUGUACGCUUAUGCGGCCUGUUCCCUUCUCGGCCACCUAUCUGGUUCGUUUUUGAGCAUCCUUGGGAAAUGAUUGCUUCUGAGUCACUUACUUAUCUGUUUCCCUUCUUCUCUUCUUGGCAUUUCUGGUUUGGUCUGGUGGGUGUUUUUUGGUUUGGUUUGGUUUUGCAGCACCAGGGAUGGAAUCCAGGGCCUUGUCGUGCUCGGUAAGUCCUUUACCACGUUCCGGGCCUGUCGCUCUGCUGCCCUAAAUCUGUGGUUUGGCCAGCAGCUGUAUCUGAGUGCGGUCACACUGUCAUGACUCCAGGCCUGUGGGGGCGGGUUCUGUCCUGUUCCAGGAGGCAUGGUGAUCCUCACUGCUUCCUCAGUUUCUGUUUAUUCUAGGUUCAAUCCCUCGCUUCCUUGAAGGGCCUAUCAUCUCGAUGAAAGUUACACAGACUCUGUGGAUUGGCUGCUCACAUACUUGGGCCAUCUUUAAAAUCCCUGGGGCGCGCUGUGCAUCUUCUCAGAAUACAGGUGUUCAAAAAGGCUCUUAGUCCCUAUCGGCCGCUGUUAAGGGGCGUGGCCAGGAGCUUUUACCCCAGUCACGGGGGACCCCUAAGCCCUCUACAGGGCCUGCUCAAACUCUCCAGCCAAACAGCAGGCUCGAAAGGAACUAGGAAGACUGAGUGUGGCGGUGGUCCAUGAGCACUCCCCGGUGGUCAUACAGCCAGGGUGCGCCCAGGUGCUAGCAUGCUUCCUCCUUGUUAGCCCGGCAUUGUCAGGCCAUGCUGACAAACAUCUGCCAAACAUCUGCCUCCAUCAGAUUAAUAAUUAAAUCAUAUGAAAAGGGAAAUUGUGUGCUCUUUUUUAAAAAUAUUUUUAAAGAAUUUAUUAUUUAUAUAUUAUGUAUAUGAGUACACUGUCGCUGUCUUCAGACACACCAGAAGAGGGCAUCAGAUCCCAUUACAGAUGGUUGUGAGCCACCAUGUGGUUGCUGGGACUUGAACUCAGGACCUCAGGAAGAACAGUCAGUGCUCUUAACCGCUGAACCAUCCCUCCAGUCCCUUUGUGGGAGCUCUUUAACUGGUGCUUGUAACAAAAACAAGUUUCUCAGGGAUUCUAAAACAGACACCAGGUUUUUGGUGAGGAGCUUAGCAAAUGAAAAACUUCACCUUAGGCAAAUGAAAACUUACUAUAAUUCUCAGAAGAAAAAAACAAUCUAUAAAAGCAGGUGGAUUGUAGUAUUUGGUUUCAGGCCCGGGACAAGGGGCUGAGGUGCAUAUUUGCAUAGCAAAAAAGACCUGGUCUCCAGGUUCUCCCAGCAUCCCUCAGUCCCUACCUUGUAUACCUCGUCCCCAAACCUGGACUUUUCUAGCCCAUGGUCUGGGCUGCCCUUCCCCCAGAGGCUCCUCUCUAACCCAGACAUUGUGAUCUCCUUGCUCCUCUUCUUCUUCUUCUCCUCCUCCUCCUCCUCUUCCUCUUCUUCCUCCUACUCCUCCUCUUCUUCCUCCUCUUCCUCCUCCUCUCCGCGCAUGCUCUUUCUCUUCUUUCUCCCCUCUCUCCGUUCCCAUAGCAGCUUCCUUGGCCUCCUUCCUUGGGGCCAGUGAUCUCGCCUGCACAAUACACCUGUUGUCUCAUUUCACCAGCGGAAAAAUAACUUACCAUGUAUCACUCCAGUGAUCCCAUCUAGUAGGGAGACUGAGGCAGGAGAAUUACCAGUUUGAGGCCAGCCUUAGCAACUCAGUGAGGUGCUGUCUCAAAGUGGUAAGAGGUCCGUGGCUGUUAACUUAAUGGAAAAGCACUUGGCUAAUGUGCUUGAAAGCCUGGGUUCAACCCCAUACCACAAAAAUCAUAAAUCUUUCCAAAUAAAAGAUUAAGCCAGACGUAGCUGUGCACUUCCAGCGCUCAGGAGGCAGAGGCAGAUGGAUCUCUUAGUGUGAGGCCUGCCUGGUCUACGAGGCCUGCCUGGUCUACACAGAGACUUUCUGGACAAGGGACAACACGGAAGAGAGACCUGCCUCAAAAAACAAUAACAAACAAAACCAUUAAAAUAACAAAGAAACUAGGCUUGGUUAGGCAAGCCCUAGGCCAGCUAUCCGAAGUUGGAAGUGAUCAGAGGCAGGUGGAGCUCAGAGGAUGAGUUCAAGGUCAGCCAGGUCUGCAUAGUACAUGACCAAUCAGGGCUACAGAGUAAGACCCCCAUCUCAAACAAACAAAAAAGGAGUCAGACAUGAUUGCACAAGUCUAAUCCUAGCAGCAGGCAAGCUAGGACUGUAGUCUGUUGUCAGCCUGGGCUCAAAAGCAAUAAAACCAAAAAGGAAAUUAGCUUUUCCAAUGCAACAAAAAGAGGCACCAAAAAGUACAGGAAGCACGCACAUGGAUAUGACUUCCUCUCUACCUGAUGGGCCACGGUGGGGAUGGAACUGAGAAAGCGAUCAUCCAACCCUCCCGGAGCAAACAAUGCUUUCUACAUGGCAUGUGCAUUCACCCAUACUUACACAGCCUGCAGGGCACAUGUGUGUGCGUGCGUGCAUACCUCACACCUGGGUCUUGUUAUUAUUUAUUUUAAGAUUUAUUUAUUAUAUAUAAGUACACUGUAGUUGUCUUCAGACACACCAGAAGAGGGCACCAGAUCCCAUUACAGAUGGCUGUGAGCCACCAUGUGGUGGCUGGGAUUUGAACUCAGGACCUCUGGAAGAGCAGUCAGUGCCCUUAACCGCUGAACCAUCUCUCCAGCCUGGGUCUUGUUAUUGUUAAGAUUAUAAAAUGUUAUAUGUAUGAGUGUCUUGCCUAUAUGUGUUUAUGUGUGUCCUGUGCGUGCAUGAUGUCCUUGGAGGUCAGAAGAGGACACUGAAUAGGCUGGAGCUUGACUUCCAGAUAGUUGCGAAUUGCCAGGUGGUGCUGGGACUCGAACCUGGCUUGUAAGAACAAGUGCCCCUAACUCGUAGCCACCCAGCCACCUCUCCAGCCCUUUCUUGUUUGCUUGUUUGUUUUUACAGACAGGGUUUCUCUGUGCAACUCUAGCUGGCCUGGAACUAACCAUGUAGACCAGGCUGGCCUUGAACUAGAGGCCUGCCAGCCUCUGCCUCCUGAGCGCUGGGACUAAAGAUACACGCAACUACGUCCAGCUCUUUAUUUUAGCCUUAAUUACAUUUAACUGGUCACGGGGGCUGGGUUCCAGGUGCCCGCCAUGCAAAACUGGAGGUCAGAGGGCAACCUACAGAAGUUGGCCACCCCAUCCCCACCAGUGACCCCGUGUCAUGAGGAUAAAACUCAGUUACCAGACUUCACAGCAAGCACCUUUAUCUGCCGAACCAUCCGUUGGCCCUGUCUAUUUUAACUGAAGUCACCUCACGAAUUCUUCAGCUUGCUUCUUUCACAUUAAAAUGAAGUGGUCACUCCGGAUACGGCCAACAAACAUGUCUUCCUCAGCUACGGAAUUGGGCUGCCCCUUGCUUCAUGUGUGGGCGUGCGUGGCCCAUCGAGGGUAUAACGCAGAGCCUCACCCGUGUUCAACAGACUGUCUGAGCCCUAUCUCCAGUCUCAAUCCGACUCUUAUUCCAGCCUUCCAGAAGAGUGUCAAAACGUGUAUGUAGCUGUAACGACCUAUUCUAAUCUCCAGUCGUUUUGUCUUUAGUCUUAAAGAUUUAUUUAUUUAUUAUAUGAGUACACUGUAGCUAUCUUCAGACACACCAGAAGAGGACAUUGGAUCCCACCACAGAUGGCUGUGAGCCACCAUGUAGUUGCCGGGACUUGAACUCAGGGCCUCUGGAAGAGCAGUCAGCGCUCUCAACCGCUGAGCCAUCUCUACAGCCCGUCUUUAGUCUUUCAUAAUAAAAUGUUUGUAUUCCGCC